CGACAGCCACUUAGUGCUUACUCUGUAGCUACUUCCUCUGACCAACCUAGAUUCUGAAUACAGUCUUGCAACCCAAAAAAGCGAUCAAAUGGACAGAAUCCAGGACUUCAUCCGAGGCAUCCCUAAAGCGGAGCUCCACAUGCACAUCGAGGGAUGCAUUGAACCAGACCUAAUGUUUGCCCUCGCCCAGCGCAACGGCGUUCCCCUGCCCUGGGAAUCCCCGGAGACAUUGCGAGCCGCGUACCAGUUCAAUAACCUACAGUCGUUCCUCAACUUAUACUUUGAAGGGUGCAAAGUGCUGGUCAAGAAGCAGGACUUUUACGACGUGACGUACGCCUACCUGCAGCGGGCGCACGCGGACAAUGUCGUCCGCGCCGAGCUCUUCAUCGGGCCCCAGACGUUUCUCGAAAAGGGGAUCCCGCUCAGCGACCUCAUGGAGGGGGUCCUGGGCGCUUUCCGCGAUGCCGAGCGCGCGCUGGGGGGGAUCAGCGCCGGGCUGAUCAUCAGUACACACCGGCAUCGGUCCGAAGCGGACGCGCUGCACUUGCUCGACCUGAUCACGCCGUGGAAAGAACAUAUCAUCGGCAUCGGCAUGGGCGGUGCCGAGUUGCCCAACCCACCCUCCAAGUUCGCGCGAUUCUUUGCGGCCUGCCGCGAGCGUGGCUUCCGCACCUGUAUCCACGCUGGCGAGGAGGGUCCCAGCGACUAUGUGCGCCAGGCCGUCGAGGACCUCCAGGUCGACCGGAUCGACCACGGGAUCGCGUGUGCGUCGGACGCGGCGCUGGUCGCCGUGCUGGUUGCCAGGCGCACGCCACUGACCGUGUGUCCCGUGUCGAAUGUCAAACUCGGCGUCGUGCCGUCGCUGGAGGCGCACCCGUUGCGCGACUUGCUCGAUGCGGGGCUCGUGGUGACGAUCAACUCAGAUGACCCGCCGUACUUUGGGGCGUAUAUCAAUGAGAACUUUUUGCGGUGUCAGGCGGCGCUGGGCCUUGACUUUGGCCAGAUUACCGUCCUUGCUCGGAAUAGCAUCGCGGCCUCGUUUUUGGAUGAACAGGCCAGGCGCGCUCUUCUUUCGAGGGUGGAUGCGUAUUGCGCCGAGUUUUGAGCGCUUGCAUGCUCUAAUUCGAGGAUGGUUAUGAUGUAGAGGGCUUGCCUGGCGCUGGGCUCUCUCCAUUACAGAUACGCAGCCUGUUAGAGUCUUAAUACUGCCCAACUUGUGAUCGAGAUAGUGAUACUACAGUUCUACAGCUGACGCCAGAUGCAGGGGAUACUCACCACAUAAAGUCUCUAGAUUAAUGGCUCUCGUCAUAGCGCCAGCUUGAAUAGGAGUGUUAACUUGAUCUAAGGAUUGUGUAUGUAAGUAGCAAAAGUGCCUUCAUCAUGUAACAGGCCAUACUCAUACUGAAUGAUAUAUAAAAUGCCAAGUGAAAACUGGACUUCCGACCUGAAGUCCUCUAAUAUACAAGAAUGUAAUCUUUCUCAACAUGCAAUCUGGAUACCCCUUUACCGUUUCGACUGGAAUGGUCCUCCAAGGGAGGUCCUUGGAGCCCAAUCCCCUCUCUACUUUCAGCCUUCCCUAGGGCUAUCUACAAGCACUGCCAAUACCAGUCAUUCUGAACCUGGCAAGUGUACGGGCUCGCACAGGCAGUCGGCCCUGUCCAGCCCUUUCCGCCGCACUGUCCCCACCGCUCAGCGGUUCCGGAAGGAGCAGAGCAGCCGGUUCUGGUCUUUGUGGUGGAAGUCGAAGUGGAAGUGGAAGUCGUCUGGUCGCUUACAGGCUUGGCCGUCUUGGUCGUGGUCGAGGUCGUUGCAGCACUGGUCGUGGUGGUAGGAGCGGUGGUAGUUUCGGCAGCAGAAGUGGUGGUCGUCUUUGUAGUUGUCUCUGUAGCAGAGGUUGUGGUCGUGCUAGCACUCUUUGCGGUGGUCGUCGUCGUAGUCGUAGUCGUCGUUGUUUUGGAUGACGAUGACGAAGAGGGAGACGAAGACGAAGACCCAUCAGGGAAGUACUGCGACAGCAGAUCCAAGUACGCCCCAUAAGCGACACCCGACGCCGGCUCCAGACUGUACAUGUAAUCCCCCCACCACGGCCCAGCCGACCACCAAAGCGCACCGUGCCACACAUCCUCAUUGUCCUCCAGGUAGUUCAGCAGAUCGGUGACGGCACUCUUGCAGACAUCAUUAUUCCCGCCCGCAAACUCACCCAGGACGCCAAUCUUGCCGUUCUCGCGGAGCCAGGCUGUCGCCUUGGCGAGGCGCUCACUGCCGAUUGUGGAGCUCGUGCAGGUCUCGGAUGUGCCGGACGAGUCGCCGUCGAGGUACUGGUGCAUCUCGUAGAUGAGCUUGUCGGAGGGGUCGACCAGGUUCGCCAGGUUGUCGUUGUAGCUUGUCCAGUCCCAGGCGCCGGACCAGGAGUUGCCUUCGACGAAGAUGUACUGCGAGGUGGUGACGUCGCGGAUGGCGUCGAUGGCGGCUUGGUUGAGGUUCAGAACGAGGGUUUGG
This is a messenger RNA of Aspergillus calidoustus, 2499 nucleotides long. The record is from the annotation of a GenBank genome assembly. NCBI's taxonomy places the organism in Eukaryota, Fungi, Ascomycota, Eurotiomycetes, Eurotiales, Aspergillaceae.